GCCGGUGACCACUCGUCGUGCGCACGGGGUAAACUUCUCUUCCAUUUUUCUCCGUUGCCGCCACACUACCGGGCCUCACCUCGCCGGCGAAGUCUCUGAAUCACAGAAUGCUGUAGCCAUAUGCAUGGAAAAACUGCCAUACCCAAUGGACCUUUCACAGGAAUUCCAUGAAGAAGAAGACACUAACAAACUUAAAAAGAGCAAAACAACGAAGACGAAUCGGAGUAAGAUCGAUGACGGCGUCGUCGUUGAAUCAUCGAAGAAGAGGAACAUUAAAGGAAUCAUGUUAUCUGUAACGAAACCUUCGUAUACUUUAAAGAGAGGUAUUGGGAGAGAUUUACGGAGUUUGCGGUGGGAACAUCGGAAUAGACUGCGGUACCUUCUUCGGCAACUGGUUCGGCGUCAAAAUUGGGAUGAAGCUUCCGGCGUGUUGAGCUUGUUGUUGAAGGGGACGCACAGGGAGAACAGUUUAUCGACGAAUCGGACUAAAUAUUGGGCUACGUUGGAACUUCUAGAACAUAUGGGAGUUGCAAAAGUGAAACGAAGAAAAAUCCAGCAUGUGUACGAAAUAUGGAUGAAAAAGAAUUUUGCGGUUACAAAAAAUAGGCGGUCAUCAAAGGGUAGGUUUGAUGUACAGUUAGAAUUCCUCCUCUUGUGUCUUUCAGAAGGCGAUACUGAUGGGGCAUAUCAGGCUGUUAUAAGCCUUCUGCAAGAGAGUGAGUUUACAAGUGACUCAAUAGCAAAUGUGGUUGCUGGGUUGGCCUUUUCUCAUCUAUGGUACAAUGCCAUAGAGAAAGAGAUGCACUUACAUGAUUCAGCUGAGUCUGGUACUCCCAUCCAAUCAACGACGAUGUUGGGACCUCGACAGAGCAUGUUAAUCGAUCAAUCUAAUGGACAAAGUGCCAUUGAAGUUCAAGAUUCUGGUUUUUCCAUCCGAAGGGAUUCAAACACCUCCAUCAGAAUUGGCAAAACAAUUGAUCCUGAAGUUGUGGACCGAGAAAGAAAAGUUCCGAUGGAGGUUGAUGAUGAUGUCAAGAAAGAAAUACCCCAGUAUGAGGAACUCCAUAUGAACUCUGUUGAGAGCGAUCCAAGUGGCAAUGCUUCCCAGUUCCCCCAUACUGGCAACAAGCGCUAUGGUUCUAUAUACUAUGCUCGUGAUCUAGAAUAUUUGUUGAUGCCUUUAAGAUUUCCCAGCACAAAUAACUUGGAGGAUUUCGUCUCUUUUCAAAGGAGAAUACACAAUGAUCACUAUAAGGCUGCAGUGAAACAUUUACGGGGUGCUGUUCAUUCUUCUCCACCUGCUAUUGAGGCUUUACUUCCUUUAAUACAGAUGCUGCUGCUCGGUGAUCAAGUCAAGGAGGCUAUAGAAGAGGUGGAAAGUGUUGUUCAAAUUUCUGAUGCGGCACUUCCUUUUAGGUUAAAAGCUAGUCUUCUUGACCACUUUUCCCAUGAGGAUGAGAUCAAACUGUGCAACUGCUUUGAGGACACGUUAAGAAAGGAUCCAACUUGUAGCCAUUCAGUCGCAAAGCUAAUCAGCUUGCAUCAUGAUGGAUAUUACAGUACGGAAAAAUUGGUAGAAAUGAUUGGUUUGCAUUUAGAUGGUACAUACGCAGAGUGUCAUAUAUGGAAAGAGUUUGCUUAUUGCUUCAUAAGGCUUUCCCAGUGUGAUGAAGACAGAAUGUCGAGUUGUGUGGACAGCUAUGGUAAUGGUUACAGAAAGCAUACAAAAAUUGCUCUUGAUAUGUUUAAAGAUGCCGUAUCAAGAAAGAACUGGAGAUUACGUUGCCGAUGGUGGCGGACACGCCAUUUCACCCAAACAAUUCUUGCAUCAGAAGUUGCUGCAGGGAAAAUGGAGCUUGUAAGUUACAAAGCGGCGUCUGCAUGCCAUCUUUAUGGUCCGGAAUUCGCGUAUGUCGUAAAGGCUUGUACACACUUAGAAAAAGAGAAGAAGAGAGAAGAGAUGUCAACCUUGAAGAUGCAUAUGGAUAAUGCUAUUGGAUUUUACACCACAUACUCUUAGGAGGUUUCUACUAAGCAUGUAUUAUUCUGGCUGCUGAUAGUUGGCCUUUUUCAUAUGCAUUUAUCUCAAAAUUUUGGUCAAAUACUGCACUUUAGUUAAGAGUAAAUAACCCAUUUCAUCUUCUAUAUGGUCCUUGGGAGUGUAUAUAUAUAUUUGGGCC
Messenger RNA from Cynara cardunculus var. scolymus (artichoke), 2180 nucleotides. RefSeq lists its product as uncharacterized. The transcript has 9 exons. Bases 125 to 2020 code for a protein of 631 amino acids. Gene Ontology annotation, cellular component: RNA polymerase I transcription regulator complex. Gene Ontology annotation, biological process: transcription by RNA polymerase I. NCBI's taxonomy places the organism in Eukaryota, Viridiplantae, Streptophyta, Magnoliopsida, Asterales, Asteraceae. The record is from RefSeq and is a predicted model, not a curated record.